Molecule: messenger RNA, 5182 nt
Organism: Etheostoma spectabile (orangethroat darter)
Lineage: Eukaryota; Metazoa; Chordata; Actinopteri; Perciformes; Percidae
Product: NACHT, LRR and PYD domains-containing protein 12
Exons: 17
Coding region: 221-4486 (1421 amino acids)
Molecular function (GO): protein binding
Source: RefSeq, a predicted model, not a curated record
AAAGGUGUGGUGAUGUGACGGAUGUCAGUCAGAUGAAGACAGACAGCAGCAGCAUCUGUCAGUGUCUGCUGAUGAAGGGACGACGUCUCUUUGACCUCAUCUGAACGGGACUUUAACAGCAGAGACCAGACUCUCCUGAACCUGAACCCAGCUGUGUGUCCAUGGUUCCACCUUUAGUGUUUAGAGGACAGCGUCCUGCAGAGACUCACAGGAAACCACGAUGACGGCAGAGGAUCUGUUAAACACUCUGGAUGAUCUAAAAGAAGAUGAAUUUAAGAAAUUCAAAUGGUAUCUGCAGCAGCCAGAGCUCCUGGAGGGCUACCCGAGCAUCAAAGUGUCCAAGCUGGAGACGGCAGACAGGCAGGACACGGUGGACGUGAUGGUGAAGACCUUUCAUCUCCAUGGAGCUCUGAAGGUGACCAAGAAGAUUUUAGAGAAGAUCAACAGGAGGGAUCUGGUCCAGAAUCUGCCAGACCCCGGCUCAGGACCACGAGAGUCAGUGGAUGUCAGUGAUGCUGGAGAGACUUCAGAGAACAGAGGAACCCCCUCCUCUCAGAGCAAAGCUGAAACUCGGAGGGGGGCAGGAAGCCCAGCAGUCAGCGCCCAGGAUGGAGGGGUCGUCUGCUCACCUCACCUUACAGAUGUUCAAGUGGGGGGGAAUGUAACGAUUACUGUCAGCAACACGUACCUCUCGUCUCCUGACAGGACGGAUGGGACCAAAGAAACAGAAGACGGGAUUGUUCCAGUACCAAAGCCACCACGACACAUCUCAUGUUACCAACAACAGCUUCAGCCAAACCUCCAGAAUGGGUUUGUGUGUGCUCAGGAGGGGUGGACCCAGAACAAAGAUGGCCGACCUCUGGAUGACAUCUACACACAUCUGUACAUCAGAGCUACUGGUGACGUCCACAUCAACACACAGCAUGAGGUCAUGCAGCUUGAAGCGGUGAAGCCAGCCGAUACAGAGACAACCAUUACACCUUGUGACAUGUUCAAACACCCCUCUAUAGAAGACAAAGCCAUAAGGACAGUCCUGACCAAUGGAAUCGCAGGAAUUGGAAAAACCUUUCUAGUGAACAAGUUUGUGUUGGACUGGUGUAAAGGAGAAACCAAUCAAGAUGUGCAUCUCAUUUUCCCCUUCACCUUCCGCCAGCUGAAUUUAAAGAAGGAGGACAAGUGGUGUUUGGCAGAGCUCAUUCAUGAAUGUAUCUGGGGGACCAGAGACAUCAAAGAAGAAGCUCUCAAUUACAUCUUUACAGCUCUGCAGUCAUCAGGAAACACCAACUUUGACAGGAGUGAAUUCAAACUUCUGUUUGUUCUGGACGGACUGGAUGAGAGCCGCCUUGAUCUGGACUGCUCCACCAAUAAAAACAGGGCAGUUAAAAUUGAUGUGAAAGCGCCGACCUCAGUGGACGAGCUGCUGACGAACCUCAUCACCAAGAAACUGCUUCCCUCUGCUCGCAUCUGGAUAACCACACGACCUGCAGCAGCCAAUCAGAUCCAUUCUGAUUUUGUAGACAUGGUGACAGAGGUCAGAGGGUUCACUGACCCACAGAAGGAGGAGUACUUUAGAAAGAGAUUCACAGAUCAGGAGCGGGCCGACAGAAUCAUCUCCCACAUCAAGACAUCACGGAGCCUCCACAUCAUGUGCCACAUCCCGGUCUUCUGCUGGAUCACUGCUACAGUUCUGGAGGACGUGAUGAAGACCAGAGAGGGAGGAGAGCUGCCCAAGACCCUGACUGAGAUGUACGCAGAAUUCCUGGUGUAUCAGAUUCAUCAGACAAAAGAGAAGUUUGAACCAGAAGAGUGCAUUCAGUACAUUGAGUCAUUAGCAAAACUGGCUUACCAUCAGUUGGAAAAGGGCAACUUGAUCUUCUACGAGAAAGAUCUCAAAGAGAGUGGCAUUGAUGUCAGUGGAGCCUCGGUGUGUUCAGGAGUGUUCACAGAGAUCUUCAAAGAGCAACGUGGGAAGAAGAAGGAUAAAAAAAAGAUGUUCAGCUUCAUCCAUCUGAGUGUUCAGGAGUUUCUGGCUGCUCUCCAUGUAGAGAGCGCAAUCAUUAACAGAAACGAGAACGUGAUGUUUGGGCAAUGGAUCUUCAAAAAAGUCUGGGGAUUUUUCAGCAGCACAUCAAUGUCUAAGGUCCACAGGUUGGCUAUUGACAAGGCCUUACAGAGUCCAACUGGACACCUGGACCUGUUCCUCCGAUUCCUCCUGGGUCUUUCCCUUGAGACCAAUCACAAACACCUACGAGGUCUGAUAAAAAACAGAAGCUCAGAAACUAAUGAGGAUACAGUGAAGUACAUCAAGAUGAAGAUCAGUGAGAAUCUGUCUGCAGAGAGAAGCAUCAAUCUGUUCCACUGUCUGAAUGAACUGAAUGAUGGUUCUCUAGUGGAGCAGAUCCAACAGGCCCUGAGUUCAGGAAGUCUCUCCACAGAUGAACUGUCUCCUGCUCAGUGGUCAGCUCUGGUCUUCAUCUUACUGUCAUCAGGAAACGAUCUGGACGUGUUUGACCUGAAGAAAUACUCUGCUUCAGAGGAGGCUCUUCUGAGGCUGCUGCCAGUGGUCAAAGCCUCCAAAAAAGCUCUGCUGAGUGGCUGUAACCUGUCAGAGAGAAGCUGUGAAGAUCUGUCCUCAGUUCUCAGCUCUGAGUCCUCUAGUCUAAGAGAGAUGGACCUGAGUAACAACAACCUGCAGGAUUCAGGAGUGAAGCUGCUCUCUGCUGGACUGAAGAGUCCACACUGUAAACUGGAGACACUCAGGCUGAGUGGCUGUAACCUGUCAGAGAGAAGUUGUGAAGAUCUGUCCUCAGUUCUCAGCUCUGAGUCCUCUAGUCUGAUGGAGCUGGACCUGAGUAACAACAACCUGCAGGAUUCAGGAGUGAAGCUGCUCUCUUCUGGACUGGAGAGUCCACACUGUAAACUGGAGACUCUCAGCUCAGAGUCCUCUAGUCUGAGAGAGCUGGACCUGAGUAACAACAACCUGCAGGAUUCAGGAGUGAAGCUGCUCUCUGUUGGACUGGAGAAUCCACACUGUAAACUGGAGACUCUCAGGCUGAGUGGCUGUAACCUGUCAGAGAGAAGCUGUGAAGAUCUGUCCUCAGUUCUCAGCUCAGAGUCCUCUGGUCUGAGAGAGCUGGACCUGAGUAACAACAACCUGAAGGAAUCAGGAAUGAAGCUGCUCUCUUCUGGACUGGAGAGUCCACACUGUAAACUGGAGACACUCAAGCUGAGUGGCUGUAACCUGUCAGAGAGAAGUUGUGAAGAUCUGUCCUCAGUUCUCAGCUCUAAGUCUUCUAGUCUGAGAGAGCUGGACCUGAGUAACAACAACCUGCAGGAUUCAGGAGUGAAGCUGCUCUCUGCUGGACUGAAGAGUCCACACUGUAAACUGGAGACACUCAGGCUCCGUGACUAUAAUCUUACAGAGAGAAGCUGUGAAGCUCUGUCCUCAGUUCUCAGCUCCCAGUCCUCUAGUCUGAGAGAGCUGGACCUGAGUAACAACAACCUGCAGGAUUCAGGAGUGGAGCUGCUCUCUGUUGGACUGGAGAGUCCACGUUGUAAACUGGAGACUCUCAGGCUGAGUGGCUGUAACCUGUCAGAGAGAAGUUGUGAAGAUCUGUCCUCAGUUCUCAGCUCCCAGUCCUCUAGUCUGAGAGAGCUGGACCUGAGUAACAACAACCUGCAGGAUUCAGGAGUGAAGCUGCUCUCUGCUGGACUGGAGAGUCCACGUUGUAAACUGGAGACUCUCAGUCUGUCAGGCUGUCUGAUCACAGAGAAAGGCUGUACUUCUCUGGCCUCCAACCCCUCCCAUCUGAGAGUGCUGGACCUGAGCUACAAUCAUCCAGGAAACUCAGGAGUGAAGCUGCUGUCUGCUAGACUGGAGGAUCCACAUUGGAGACUGGACACUCUCAGGCUGGAACCUGGUGGAGAGCAGUGGCUGAAACCUGGUCUGAGGAAGUAUUCCUGUGAACUCUCCCUGGACCAGAACACGGUGCACAGGAGACUCAGACUGUCUGAAGACAACAGGACGGUGACAUAUGUGAAGGAGGAUCAGCCAUAUCCUGGUCAUCCAGAGCGGUUUGAGACCUGUGUUCAGCUGCUGUGUAGAGAUGGUCUGACUGGUCGCUGUUACUGGGAGGUCGAGAGGAGCGGAGUGGUUGAUAUAUCAGUGAGUUACAGAGGAAUCAGGAGGAGAGGAGACGGAGAUGACUGUUGGUUUGGACGUAAUGAUCAGUCCUGGAGUCUGGUCUGCUAUUACAGUCGUUACUAUGUCUGGCACAAUAACAGAGAAACAGACCUCCCUGAGUCCUUCUCUGUCCCUUGUAGAGUAGCAGUGUAUGUGGACUGUCCUGCUGGCUCUCUGUCCUUCUACACAGUCUCCUCUGACUCACUGAUCCACCUCCACACCUUCAACACCUCAUUCACUCAGACUCUCUAUCCUGGGUUUGGUCUAGCGUUAGAUUCCUCAGUGUCUCUGUGUUCUGUGUAGGGUUAGGGUCUAGGGAUAGGGUUAGGUUCCUCAAUAUCUCUGUGUCCUGUGGAGGACGAGUCCCCCUUUGAGCAAAUUCUGCACAAACAGUUAUAUUUUAUUAUAACUACAUAAAGUGAAAGAGAGAAUUAUAUUCUAUAUAUCUAAUUAUUCAUUAGAACAUUUGUAAAACGGGAACACUUUAUAAUAACAUCAUAUUAAUAGUUAAUUAAUCUUUUUUAUGAAAAUGAACCAUUUAUAAAUGAUGGUUAUAAUAAAGUGUUACCCUUUCAUUUAAAAGCAGAUUUAGGACGGAAGCGCCACUUUUAAGAUUUACCUCCUUUAUAUAUUUUAAUAUUUACCUCCUUUAUAUAUGUAUAUAGUUGCUCUCAGGACUGGGCUCCACCCCCCCCCCCUCCCCUCACAUUUUAUAUCUUAUAUUUGUAGACUUUAUAUUUUAUAUUUUCAUAUGUCGUGUUGACACUGUAAAGGUUUUGCUUCAGUCUCGUUGCCCAGGUACUGCACCGGGUAUAAUGACAUCCCCGUCUCUAUUUAAGUGCUCAUAUCCGAUGGGGCCCCCCCCUGCCACUGAGUGUAAAGCUCUGUAGCAGAGAAGAUGUCUGCGUCCUGUUUUAAAUCCAUAAAUAAAGAAAUGAAGAGAUGACUGGAGGCUUUCUGUUUAAUCUCUUAAUGUGAUGUCUGCUUUAAAAGGUUCAU